CCUGAGGCCAAUUGAUCUCAAAAGUAUCCCGAGCUAUUCCCUCACUCAACAUGGUGACCAGUAGUGCAACCUUGUGCAAUGAGCCUCGACGUGAAGCUGAGCGUAUUCAAGUCAGUAAGGUCCAACCUUUAUUCGGAGAAAUGAAAAAGUGAAAUCACGAACGAAGAAGAUCUUGAAGAAAUGCGCACACGCUAUGAUACCGAAAUGCUAAUCAUGAAGCUAGGAGUUCAACUACGAAAACCUAUCAACUUUGACGAUGAAGAUGGAGCAAUUGUCGAUCAUAUCGAAGAUGAAAAGAAUUUUGACCAAAUGAUCGAAGAUUUAUUGAAGAAGAAUGAGCAAUUACAACGAAUCUCUCAAAGUGUCAUGUCAGGGCAAGUCAAAGCUACGGAAGAAGCAUUCAAGAUGACGCUAGGCCUACAAAAGAGUUUCGAGGAAGCUUUGAAGUAUUAUGACACUUACAUCAGACGAAUUCAAGCAACCGUGGAACACCGAGAGCAAAAUCGCGCAGCAUACCUAAAUGAAUUGCAAGCUAUCCGUAACAACUUUGUCAAAGAUGCCAAUCAAGGUCAACAGAAGCACGAAGAACUGACCGACAAGUUAUUACAAGAAACGGCAAAGAUUCUCAAGCACAAAAAAUUGUCCAAAGUCGAGGAAAUUAUUGAAUCAGCUUAUGUUGAAAUGGGUAACAAGAUUAGAAGCAAAUUAUCUGAAUUUUGAAUCAUUUUUUGGGAUCAAAUUGUCAUGGCAUAUCAUUUCAAAUCUCCGAACAAGGUCAUGAAUAUAAACAAGCAAGCAAGCUCAUUGAGCUGCGCGUAAGAAGAUAGAAUCG
Messenger RNA from Meira miltonrushii, 832 nucleotides. RefSeq lists its product as uncharacterized. NCBI's taxonomy places the organism in Eukaryota, Fungi, Basidiomycota, Exobasidiomycetes, Exobasidiales, Brachybasidiaceae. The record is from RefSeq and is a predicted model, not a curated record. The transcript has 6 exons. The coding region runs from base 181 to 720 and encodes 179 amino acids.